CCCCGCAGUUUCACGAUGUGGUUUUUCUCCCGCGAUCCCGCUCGGGAUUUCCCGUUCGAGCUGUGCCCCCCCGAGCCCCCCCCGGACCCCGACCCGGACCCGGACCCGGACCCGCACCCGGACCCGCUCUGGCGGCUGCAGCCGGGGCGCCGCAAGGCGGACGGCACCCCCGUUUCGGUGUUCACCCACACCCUGGGGGACGCGGGGGACGCGGCGCUGGCACGGGCGGCGCUGAGGCGGCUGCGCACCCUGCGGCACCCCGCGAUCCUGGGCUACCUGGACAGCCUGGAGACGGAGCAGACGCUGUUGGUGGUGACAGAAGCGGUGACGCCGCUGCGGCUGCACCUGCGCCGGUGCCCCCCCCGCGCCGACGGGGGGUGCCAGGAGGUGGCCUGGGGGGUGCACCGCCUGCUGACGGCGCUGUCGUUCCUGGGGGGUUCGGGGCUCGUUCACCGCUCUCUCGGCGUCGGCGCCGUCUUCGUGGAUCCGGGGGGGGAAUGGAAACUUGGGGGGCUCGAAAGGGUGGGGGGGACAACGGAAGAGCCCCCCCCGCUGCCCCCCGGCACCCCCCCCCGCCCCCAGGACCCCCCCGAGCUCAGCGACCCCUCCCGAGGCCGAGGGGAGCCCUGGGCGGGGGAUAUGUGGCGCCUCGGGUGCCUCAUUUGGGAGGUGUUCAAUGGACCUCUGGCGCGAGCGGCGGAGCUGCGCUGCCUCGACAGGCUGCCGCAGUCGCUGCUGCCGGAGUUCUGCGAGUUGGUGGCGGCGGAGCCGCGGUUGCGUCCGGCGCCGGAGCGGCUGCUGCAGCGCCUGCAGCUCCCGGGGCGCUUCCUCCACUGCGCCCUCGUCCGCUCCGCGCACUUCCUCGAGCGCUUCCAGGUGGAAGAGGCUCCGGAGCGCCGUCGGUUCCUCUCGGAAUUGGGGUCCCUUUUGCCGUCUCUGCCUCCGUCCUUCCGGCGCCACAAAGUGCUGCCGCGGCUCCUCCACCACCUCCGCUUCGGCACCGCCGACGCCGACGCCCUCGCACCCCUCCUGCGGGUGGCGUCGGAGCUGCCGCCCCCCGAGUUCGAGGCGCAGAUCCUCCCGGUCCUCGUGCGCCUCUUCUCCUCCCCCGACCGCGCGCUGCGCAUGCGGCUGCUGCAGCAGCUCGAGCUCUAUGUGGAUCUCCUCCCCGCGGACGUUGUGGACUCUCAGAUUUUCCCCCACGUGGCUCAGGGGUUCCUCGACGCCAACGCCGCCAUCCGCGAGCAGACGGUCAAGUCGAUGGUGCUGCUGGCGCCGAAGGUGGGGGAGGGCCGUCGGGGGGGGCAGCUGCUGCGGCUGCUGCUGCGCGUGCAGGGGGGCGACGGCCUCGGACCGCUGCGCUGCAACGCCACCCUCUGCCUGGGGCGCAUCGCCCCCCUCCUGCCGCCCGCGGCCCGUUCCGGGGUGCUCCCGGGGGCUCUGGCGAGGGCCACGCGGGACCCUUUUCCGCCCACGCGUUGCGCGGCCGUCGCCGCCUUCGCCGCCGCUCGCGGCGUUUUCUCCGCGCGGGAUUUGGCCCUUCGGGUUCUGCCGCCGCUCUGCGCUCUCACCGACGACCCCGACCCCGGCGUCAAGGCCCAGGCCAUUCGCGCCAUCCGCAGUUUCCUGGAUCACCUCGAGGCGGCGCCGGAGAGCGCAGGGAGCCCCGAGGGGGCGCCCCCCGGUGGAGGCGCGGGGGGGGGCGCUUUGGGCGCCGCCGUCUCGUGGGCCGUCAGCGCCAUCACCGCGCGGAUCAUGGGGGGAGAAGGGGCCCCCCCGGGAACCCCCCCGGCACCCCAAAAAGAGCCCCCCCAAGAGGCGCCCCCCUCCGAGGAGCCCCCCCCGCAGGACCCCGACGGCUGGGACGAUUGGGGGAGCCUCGAGGACAUGGAGCCCCCCCCGAGCUCCCCCCCCCCCAACAGCCAAGAAGAUGGGGGACCCCCCCCAGAGCCCCCCCCACCGGACCCCCCCUCCUCCCCUCCUGCCCCCCCACAACCCGAGGACGGGGAUUGGGGGGUGGGGGGGGAGUGGGGCAGCGACGACGCUUGGGAGGCUCUGCCCCCCCCCACAGAGCCGCCCCCCUCGGCCUCGCGGCGCCCAGAGCCGAAGCGUCGCGGGGCUCCUCGUGGCCCCCCCAAACUGGGCCCCCCCAAACUGGGGGCGCGGAAACGGGACUGAAGGGGAGAAGGAAGAGAGGAGGAA
This is a messenger RNA of Cuculus canorus (common cuckoo), 2202 nucleotides long. RefSeq names its product SCY1 like pseudokinase 1 (gene SCYL1). The record is from RefSeq and is a predicted model, not a curated record. Gene Ontology annotation, biological process: protein phosphorylation. Lineage: Eukaryota; Metazoa; Chordata; Aves; Cuculiformes; Cuculidae. Gene Ontology annotation, molecular function: ATP binding; protein kinase activity.